AAAAAAGUGAAGUGACAGUUGAGUUGAAUGAAAUUUGGAAAGAAAUCAGUUGAAUUUUUAGAAAAUUGAUUUGAGAAGAGUUUUGAUGAUGUUUUUAUUAAAAAGUACAUAACUGCAAAAUGUUACUGUACCCCUGAAAUAUUGUGGUAUAAUUACGAUGCUCCCUCCAUUAUUGCUGUAACCAUCGACACUUAAUGUAUUGUCUUCGAUUUAAAUUUUUGAUUGUUUUUAUGAAUUGAAGCAGUUGGGAGCGGAGCGUUUUGUAUGUUCUAUGCCUAUUAUAAAAUAAAAUGACCUCUUCAGAGAUUGAUUUAAUAGAAAAACUGCGGAAAGAAAAUCUAGACCAGUUUUUCAUCUUGGUUCGCAUGCAUUUAUCAUUCGUGGUUGAUAUAAACACAGAUGAUGUCGAUUGUUCAUCAGACAAGCCGAAGCAAUUUCGCUGGAAUUUUCACAAAAAAUUAAAAAAUUGUAGCUCUGCUUCUAGUCAAAACAACAUUAAUAGCUUAAAAAGUUCAGCUGAAGCGAAUUCUAUAACAGAAGACGGUAUUCUGAGACUCAAUGAAUUAAUUGAUUUUCUUUCUAAACCUGAAAAUGUCACUCAAGAGGGUAUAUUUCGUCGUACCGGAUCACUGAGCAGGCAACAAGAACUGCGUCAGCUUCUGCACACCGGUUCCAAUUUGGGCCUGGAUGAAAGCAAGUUCUCUGUACAUGACUGCGCUUCAGUGCUAAAAGGAUUCCUAGCAGAGUUACCUCAGCCACUUCUCAUGGAUCAGUAUUAUCAGACGUAUUGUACAUUAGCUACUCAAUAUCCACCCAAUGCUGAGUCUUCAGAGGAGAAGUUAUUAAUUGCACUGCAGUUAUUGUUGCUACUGCUCACACCUUCGCACAGAAGCUUUCUUGAGAGACUGCUCAAGUUACUCAGGCUAGUCGCAGACAAUGAAGCAUCAAACCGCAUGUCACCAGACACUCUGGCUACUAUGUUUACACCGCACUUACUGUGCCCCAGAAAGCUGUCUCCGGAACACUUCCACGCGGACUCCGUAGCCCUCGCGCCCGUGAUCAGCUUCAUGAUCCGCCACUCGUGCCGCUUGUUCGAGGCGCCGGCGCGGCUCGCCACCGACGCCGCCGCGUACUUCACCCGGCGCGUCCUGUCGCCCGCACUACGGCUGGACGAGAGUAUGUCUGACAGAACUGCCGCCAAUACAGUAUAUUCAUUCGUCGAUCGCCAUCGAACUCGUGCCGAAAACGAAAGCAAUCCGACAGACACUGCGCUCGCGCAACUGUACGCGCACAUACAGGCGUUGCCCGACUCGCAUCACAAGCGGCGGCUCAUCAAACACUUCAACAGGCAGAACGGAUAUGGCACACCCAUUCAAAUACAACGCACGGGCAAGGUGGCCGGUUCGCGUAGUUUCGGCGAUUCUAUAAAAAGGCACAUAUUCAAUAAGGGAUUGUUGAACAAAACACCGAAGAAAGGUUCAACAACUAUCAGCACAGUGGAGGAGAAGACCAGUAAAACCAAGUUGCGUUUCAAUGACGAAAGCAAAGUAGACGUUUCGCACAAGAACAUAGUGCUAAAGAACUUGGCAAACAAAAUAGCUAGCACGGAAUCUUUGGACGACGAUUUAGAUUACGACACGGACGGAAGCGACGACACUACUUUAUCCGAAGGCGCUUUAAGUACAUCGAGAAAACUGAGUCCGAAAUUCGUGUCCGAACCGAAUUUGAGUGUUCUAGACGCCGAAGAAACGCCGAAGAAUACGAAGAAACGCUCCCGUUUAUUCCGUACGAAGUUAUCAUCAUCACAAAAUGUGAACAAGAAGUAUCAGAAGAGGAAUGGCGUUAUAAAAGGAACGCCUACAUGUGUUUCUUGCUUGGACGAUGGCAACUCCGCGUCGGAAAGCGAUGAGUGCGAUGACAAAAGUCCUAUAAAGGACACGCCAAAGAAAAUACGACCCUAUAACGAUGGGGUAGAGUUGAAAAUGCACUAUUUGACGAGUACGCCUGGUGUGCCAAAUAUAGUAGAAUUCGACGAAGAAUGUGCAACGCCAUUCGGUGCUAACUUCAGACGAUCUUCGAUGUCGCCUAUAACGAAAUCUACACAGAAGUUGUCUAAGGCUAUGCAGGAAUCCAUAAUGACGCCGCGUUCGCGUAAACCCCUUAUCGUUACGUCCGAACAACGCGACAGUUUGCCCCAGACCAACAAGAACAAAUCCGUGGAAGCGACCAAAUCGGACGACUUGUACCAGUCGAUGUCGCCGAACAACGACAGCGACUUCGUGUCGUCGGACGACGACGCCGCGUCUAGAUCGUCGUACUCUUGUGAAAGAUCCCACUACUCUUCGUUACCGAAGCAGAGGCGAUCUCUCUCUUUAGGCGACAUCAGCCCUCUAAGAUCAGAAAAUACGCGUUUCGUUAACAGUCACGAUCGUCCUAUUCUAGAUCAAGACUUAAACGCGACUCAUAAUGACAAUUUAAUGAUGCCAAAGAUCAAAAUCACACAUGACUUGACUAACUUUACUGAUCAAAAAACGAAAUCUCUAACGGAACCAUUCAGGGAAUAUUUGCUUAGUAGAUCGGUGCUUACAGCGACACCUGUCGACUUAUCGAUAUUAAACAAAUCGACUGACAGCGACGGAAAAAUUACGGAUUCUCUACUCUAUUGUUUAGACGGUAAUGUACCUUCUGAUCUCACUUUAUCCAUAGGCAAUUUAGUUGUGGAUAAAGAAACGCGAUCGCCUUUAAAGAACUUAAACAAUAUUGUAAGUGUUGAAGUUAGUCCGAACAGGAAACGGUGUGCGAGUACGUCUUUAUCUAAGGAAAAUGAAGAAAUUGAAUCGAAAAAAACUUUAGUCGAACAAGAUAAUUUUGAUACGGAGAGACGUUUGUUCAAAAUACGUGAAACUGAGCUUUAAUUUUAUUGCCAUAAUAUAUUUUUUUUAAUUAUGGUCAUUAAAUGUAUAAUAAUGAUAAUUAUGAAGCGUGUUUCCAAAGGGAUAUAGAAAAUUAUGGUGCCAAAUAUUUGAUGUUGAUGUAUGUAUAUAGUAACCAUUUUUCAUUUCUAUUGAAAAUGACGGUGCGUGGCUUAUGAAAAAUUAGUGGAAAAUAUUUAAAUGAUCCUCAAAAAAAAAAUACUAAGUUAUCACCAAAACUUGAUGAUCAUUUAAUAUAAUUCGUAAUUCAUAUUUAAUUUUAUAACAUUUUACUUUUUCGACUGUAACCUUUAGUUUUUUGUUGAAAACUACCUAAAUGACAUUAUUCACAAUGAGUCUUGACUCCUAUGUAUCUCUUGACUUUAUAUUUCUGAUAAUAAGAUUCUUAUCAUCAUCAUCAGCCUAUUAAUGUCCCUGCUGGGGCACAGCCUUUUCCUAUGGAUGGAAUAGGGAGAUUGGGCCAUCAUGACCCACCACGCGGGCCCAGUGCGGAUUGGUGGGCUAACGACUGCAGCUGCAGCCGGGACCAACGUCUUAAACGUGCCUUCCGAAGCACGGAGAUAGUGAAUUUUUGGUCACCUAUCCAAUGACCGACCACUGUGAAAGUUGCUUAACUUCAACGAUCGUAGCCCAACGUGCAAACCACCUGCGCCAUCGAGCUCCUCUUAAUUAAAUUUAUUCUAUUAAAAAUAUAAAUUCUAAAAAGUAGAUUAUAUUCCAUAAAGACAUUGAAUGAAACGGAUUGACCGCAAACCGUGAAACGUUUUACUGAAAGCAACUUCCUGUACAAAGUAUCAUUUCUUUGCAGGCAUUAAUUUAUAUUCAAAUCAGCCAGAAUCUAGUCCAUUUGAUUGUUUCCAAAUAUUGUUCCUUUACUAUGGUUGCAACUGUAUAGCAUAAUGCUCUUGGUAACAAUUUGUAAAUUAAUAAAAUGGAAGUAUAGAAGAACUCUAAAAUUAUGCAAAAAAGAAAACGAUUGUGCUAAUGACCACACGACUGAAGUGAAACUUCAGCUUCACUCCAUCUGUAUGUAUAUAUAUGUGUGUGUGUGUACAAUAUAUACAUGUAUGUACAUAUACAUAUUUCAUUUACUAGAAGAGAAAGAGAGAAAGAAAAUUUGCGCGCGCACUGCUCUUUCUUGCUUAUAUCACCCACUCAUCCCGUUCGCCUCGCCCGAUCACACUUUUCGUAACGCGUAAAACAUUCACCAGCUUACCGUCCUAGUCAAGCGUGCGUUAAGAAAUUUCACUUCAAAACUAGCCAGUGACGAGUAGCCAGUCAAUAGCUACAAAAUCACCGGGCCUACUCUAAUGUAUCUAUUGAUUUCGUUCUUUGAUCUCUGUUAAAUGUGGUUUAUUGUUGUGGACUUACUUUACAUUAGUAGUACGAAAUUUAGCUAGGUUAAGUAUUGCAUUUCGGUUUAAAAACAGAUAGUGACUGAAAAGUCAUCAGUUACUUUUUCGUAUAUAAAACAAAUUAAAUAAAAAUACGUAUACACUUUUUAUACGUUAAAUCCUGGUAUUGCAAUGUAUAAAGCUCAAUUUUCAUCGUAUUUCUAUACUUAACACUUGAGGACUACAAUAUAAAACUUUUUACGGUCACACUUAUCCGUCUAUAUUUUUUUAAGUUUGGUUUAAUUUAAUGAUGAUACUUUUCAAACAUUAACAGCCUGUUUCGGUAAUAAACUUACAGUAAAUAAUCUGCUUAGCAACAGUUCUAAUUACAAUCUAAGUAAUUAAAAUAUCCCUCAGUAACAAAGCUCUAAGGCUCCGCGCCCCGAGACCGCAACUCGCGUAGAAUGUGAAAUUAAAAGCAAAACGCAAAAGCAAAUUUCUCUGUCUCGUGAGUUUUCAAAUAAUACAGCACUGCGGCCGUGAGUUCUUAGCAUAGUAGGCCUAUGUUUGACUGGAGUUUGAUUAUUAUUAGAACUGGCAAAAAGUAAAUCUGCCAGUCGGCCGUUUAUGCCUUGUACCAGGCACUGAUUAAAAACUUCACGUAUAUUUUAUAAAAGGCAAUUCCUACUACACACUAUAAUACUGUGUGGGCAUGCAGUAUAAUUCGUACAAGCUGUACCCAUAGUACGAGUUUGAGCUCACGAAAACUAUCAUAGUUUUCGUAACUGUAAAUUAUGUUCCUAUGUCCAUUUUGGUGAAAAGUGAGACGCAAAUGAUUUAAUGUUAGAAUUUAAACAUUGUUUAUUUGUAUUGAAACGAAAACAAUAAAAUCAGUACCCUUAGUACGAGUUGGACUCACGAAUACUAUCAUAGUUUUCGUAAUUGUAAAACUCGUAUGCGCGAUGACGCGUGAAUUCGACCAAUUUUAUCUCUAUUGUAAGACAUAACAGGGCGUCACUGCGCACUACCAUAAAUUGACCGCAUUAUAUGAAUUAAUUUCGGACACUCCAAGACAAACGGAAUUCAUCAUUUAAAAGGUGUCAUAACGUCCUUGUACUUCCAAUAACUGCGAUUAAUUAAUCAAUAUUUAAAAAAAUCGCUAUUUCCUGAAUAAUUUGAAUAAUGUCAUUUAAGUAAUCCACUAAUCUUAUGAUAUUAUUAUCUUGACUUGUUUUUUAAGUUAACUUUCUCAUUACUACAAAAAUGAGCCGUCGUUUUUUCUAUUCAUUGACUAUAAGCCAAUAAUGUUAAGUAAUAUAUAUAUUUAUAUAUAUACGAUAUUACUAAUUAUUUCUAUAUUGUUUUAAACUUUCAUGGUCACCAACAUUAUAGUAAUUUAUGUUUUUUACGGGAUUGUUACCGUGUACCUUGUUUUUAGCGAGUUUCCGAUAAUAUUUCGGUACUGUUGCAAGCGCCAUGAUUACGCAGUAACUGAGUAAAAUUACUCCGUAAGUCAGUUACUCAGUGAUUAUUUCGCUUGCAACAGUGCCGAAAUAUUAUCGGAAACUCGCUUAAAACAAGGUACAUGGUAACAAUCCCAUAAAAAACAUAAAUUACUAUACUUCUAUAUUAUUUACGAUUGUGCCUAAUAACUUCUCAUCGGAAAGGGAUAAGUUGUAAGCUUCAUUGUUUUGUUAUCUUAAAAAAAUAUUAAUAAUUUAACUUUUGGGGUAGGAUUGUAUACCAAGCCAAAGUGGCGCGGCGAAGUUACUGAGAUGUUAACAAAUUAAGUUAAACCGUAAUUCCUAGUUUUUAAGCACUUAACUGCUAGAUGUUUAAAUCUAAGGAACAUUUUACUUGGAAAAAAUCCACGUGGACUAGGCAGCCGACGGGACUCGACUGGGAAAAUAAAAAUAUAACUAUAAUUGCUAUUUACUCUUUCAUAUGUUUAAUUCUUGUAAAGGUAUUCAUUUGACGUUCUGGGUUAACUACAAUGCGAAGUGAUGGCGCUGCUUUGCAGACUAGCUAGAGAAUAAAAACCUAAUACUAGAGAAUAUUCGGCACGGACAAUACGGGCUGUGGUAGCAGUGGUCAGUGUAUUCGCCCGGAUAGCGGAGGUUGCGGGUUUGAGUCCCGUCUGCUGGCUGGCCCACGUGGUAUUUUUCUAGUAAAAUAUUCUUUAAGACUAGUUCCUUUACCAUAAAUUUUAAAAAUUUAUAGCAUUCAUGGAUCAAUACAUAAGCGAGCGUGGCGAAGAGCCACGGAGUUGUGUAUUGUGUCAUGUUUGCUGAGAUUUUUUUUUACUCAUAAUAUAGGAUAUGGGAUUAACAUAAAUUGUUAACUUCUCAGUAUCUUCUAGCGUCUCUCCCGAUGUGCACUGCGCCUUAGUCUAACAAUAUUUCCAGUGUGCUAUCAAAGUGAUUUUGUACUUGUAUCUGACGUUUAAUAAUAAUAGUUAAUAAUUUUGAUAAUAUGAAUAUAAUUUUAGAGGACAUAAUAUUAGUUCUAUUAAUAAAGUGUCCUAUUAAGUGCCUUGAAUGUUUAUAAUGUAAAAGCAAAAUGUAUAGUCGAAGAAUUACGAACUAUCACUUAAAGUCGAUAAUCGUUUGUGUAGUGUAUAAAUUAACCUAUAAUUAUGAUGCCGGCACUUCUCUUAUUUAUUCGUGUUUGCUAUUUGCAAACAUGACAUCAGUCUGUCCUUUUCAUUUCUUGUGGAGCAUGAUAAGGACGGACUGAUGUUUAGUUUACAAAUGAUUUUUAUUUUUAUUGCACUUUUUGUUUCCCGCUAAGUUUGGAAUCUCCGACACCACCUAGGUUGGCUGGAAGAGAUCUCUUUUAAAUAUAAGCCCACCUUUGCAAACUAUGUAUUUGACUUUCUGUUUUGAACUAUAUAAUGCAAUAGAAAGUAUAACUAAUUAUAGCAAAAACGAAUAGCCAAGUGAAGUGCGGGUGUGAGGUAUUGAGAUAAAACUCGGACGAAUUACAUCUUUACGUGAUAGAUCGUGAAUUUAUUUCACUGUUUAAACUAAAUUGUUCCACCUGUUUAAACUUGUAGGAAAUAUAAAUUCUGCCUACAUGGUUCGUACGAUAUUAAAUUUCAUUAUCAACGUAUGAGUUCGGUUUUUGAAUUCAUUGCACAAUCCCUUUAUGGAUCAAUUACAUUUGGUCGUUAACUCGUAUUCGGGUGCACGAAAGACAUUAUUCGAAUUCGGGCAUCCGAAGCAAUAUUUACACUGAAUUACGGGCUGGAAGUCGGUGUCGAGUAACCAAUGCGAAACUACGUACCCGACUCCGUCUAUUUAGACUUAGUCGUUUACCCGAAUUCCAUUGGCACUCGUAUUCGGGCUAACGAUCAGCUGUAAUUGCGCUUAUGUCGACACAUUAUUAAGUUGGAUGUGGACUUUGGAUGCCUAACAUUGAAGUUUGGAUGUCUUGCAUUGUAUAAUUGUUUAUUAGAAUAUUUCUGUAUGCAUUUAUAUGAAUGCUGUUGCAUUUAUAUGAAAGGGUACACAUCACAGUGAUAUGUAACGUAUAAUAAAAUUGAUAUUAAAUAUUAUUAAAAAUA
Messenger RNA from Chilo suppressalis (striped riceborer), 7832 nucleotides. The record is from the annotation of a GenBank genome assembly. Lineage: Eukaryota; Metazoa; Arthropoda; Insecta; Lepidoptera; Crambidae.